UGAUGUGAAAUCUGAAGCUAAAACUCCAAGUGGAGAGCAUUUGCUGUCUAUGGACAAGGAGGGUGAAAAAUUUAUCCUGAAAGUGUGGACAUUCGAGCAGAUUGGCAGUGUCCUUAAAGUUGCAGGAGACAAGAAAUGCCAAGAGGCUCAGGCUUGCCUUGAAGAAAACCAAGAUCCCAUGGUAAAUGUGAUGGGUGCUGCCUAUGCAGCUGUCAGCAGCAGUGACAGACCCUUACUGAAGGCCCUUGCUGAUCUUAGCAAAGCACGAGAGCAAUCUUCAGAAAAUGUGGAAGAGCAGGAGGCAAGGUUCACUUUAUCACUUCUCAUCAGUGAAAUGGAUAAACAGCUUCUGGAAGCAUCUCACAAAACCAUCGCCAAAGAAGUGAGACUAAACCCAAGUGCUGUGCAGGCUGAAUAUGAGCUACUAAAAUCCUUUGCUGGAGAGAAAGGACAGUGCCUGGAGUAUAUUGAAUGGACUCUUGAUCACCAGUUCAGUAAUGGAUGCCAUGCCCCACCCUGGCAGCAAGUUCAUGGUGAUAUCAGCUACCUUGACAUCAAGCCGUUUGACUCUGACAAAUUGACUGUCACUGCUAACACAGCUGGUUACUUUGUAAACAAAGGCCUGACCCAAGAGGGGCAGGUGAACUUUGAAAGAGUAGGAGAUGUGUAUCCCACACUUGUGGCACUCCUGAAGGCAAAGAGUCCCCAGUUUUCAUCCGCUAUUGAGAAGAAGGAGUUUGCGUAUUAUGGUUCUUCUGAAGAAAAACAGGACAAACCUGAGCGCAUUGAUGAACCUGCGAAGGACGAAGAAACAAAUGGAUCAGCUGGUGAAGAAGCUGUUGAUGUAGAGGCUAAAAAUCAAAUAAAUGCUUCAACAAAGACGAAAACCACUAAAACAUCUCAGAAAAAGAAAGGCAACAAAGGAGCCAAAACAUACGAGUCUUCUCCGCGCUGGAAAAACAUUAACAUUGAAUUUGGAGCUGAUCUUGUCGGAGAUGAUCCCAAAAAGGAUCAACAAAAGGGGAGAAGCACUCCAGAGAAGAAGCCGUCGUCCAGACACACUAAGAGCAGAGAUGCGGGCAAGAACACGCGAGUAUCGAUGCGUUCACAAAUGAAAGCUGAUAUGGAGGAGGACUUCAGUGAGAGCUCAUCUGAAAGUGAGGAGGAAGAGGAGAGCCAAGACAGAAGACAGGUUUACAGACUAUGGUAAAACUACUUCAGGGCUUCAACGACGAGCUGAAGUGUUUAGCUGCUGAGACUAUUGCGCAUGUGGCGAAAUUCAGGAGAGCGAGGCGCACUGUCAGGCAAUAUGGCGGCAUACGAAAAUUGGUGUCACUGCUAGAUUGUGGAACCCUUGUGAAUGCAUCAGAUCUGGAAGCUGACGUUGCGCGAUGUGGAGCGCUCGCUCUGUGGAGCUGCAGUAAGAGUACCAAAAACAAGCAAGCCAUUCGAAAAGCAGGGGGAAUUCCUCUACUGGCCAGAUUGCUCAAGUCUAGCAACGAAGCCAUGCUCAUUCCUGUGGUGGGAACUCUGCAGGAAUGUGCUUCUGAGGCUAGCUAUAGACUUGCCAUUCGCACUGAAGGAAUGAUCGAAGACCUUGUCAGAAACUUGAAAAGUGAAAACCAAGAGCUACAGAUGCAUUGCGCCAGCGCCAUCUUCAAGUGUGCCGAGGAUGACGAGACGCGUGAGCUUGUUCGAAAGUAUGGAGGCCUCGAUCCUCUGGUAUCGUUGUCGUUCAAUGUCGAGAAUAAAGAAUUAUUGGCGGCUGCCACUGGAGCCAUUUGGAAAUGUUCUAUCAGCCGAGAGAAUGUAACAAGAUUUCAAGAACUUAAAGCCAUCGAGCAGUUGGUGUCAUUGUUAACUGAACAACCCGAGGAGGUAUUAAUCAACGUCGUGGGAGCCUUGGGCGAGUGUGCCAAAGUCCCCGCAAACAGAACAACCAUCCGGAAAGCCGGUGGAAUACCUUCUCUGGUAAAUCUGCUGACCAGUACAAAUCAGGCUUUACUGGUCAAUGUUACCAAUGCUGUGGGAGCCUGUGCAACCGAGCCUGAUAACAUGGCGACGCUGGAGAAAUGGUGCGAUCGUUUGUUGGGGGACUGGAACUGAUUGUUAGCUUGCUGAAGUCCAACGACAGAGAGGUUUUAGCGAGUGUUUGCGCAGCCAUUGCUAACAUAGCAAAAGAUGAAGAAAACCUUGCGGUCAUCACAGAUCAUGGUGUGGUACCCAUGCUUGCAAAACUGGCGACGACGACUGAUGACCGUUUACGUCAGUACCUAGCGGAAUCGAUAGCUAGAUGCUGUACUUGGGGAAACAAUCGAGUCGCUUUUGGCCAAGCGGGAGCUGUGCCUCCAUUAGUAUACUACCUCAAGUCAAAGAAUCCGGAUGUACACAGGGCUACCGCGCGUGCGCUUCAUCAGCUGUCUCGUGACCCCGAUAAUUGCAUCUCUAUGCAUAACAGCGGUGUCGUUAAGUAUCUUCUUGAAAUGGUUGGAUCGUCCGACGAAGUUCUCCAAGAGGCUGCUGCUGGUUGCCUUGGCAACAUCAGGAGACUUGCAUUAGCCAAUGAGAAGGCUCGAUACAACUGAUCCAGGCGGCCUUGUUGUUAACAUCAUCUAGAUGAUGGAUGAAUGAUUAUUUUCUUACCUUAAAAAAAAAACUCGAAGCUAUAAUGUUAUAAAUGUCUUUCAGUCAUAAUAUCCUCGUAAAACCAUCUCGAAUGCGAUUCUUAUGUUAAUCUGUAAUAUAGAAAUAGUACUGUGUUCAAAUUACCUGUGAAGAGUUGCUGUAUUUUCAGGUUAGGUGAGAGGGAAUUGAUUUUGUUUUAUUUUCUUUAAGGCAAAACUUGAAUAAAAUAUUUAUUUCUU
This is a messenger RNA of Pocillopora damicornis (cauliflower coral), 2864 nucleotides long. RefSeq names its product outer dynein arm-docking complex subunit 2. Gene Ontology annotation, molecular function: protein binding. The record is from RefSeq and is a predicted model, not a curated record. NCBI's taxonomy places the organism in Eukaryota, Metazoa, Cnidaria, Anthozoa, Scleractinia, Pocilloporidae.